Molecule: messenger RNA, 1316 nt
Organism: Leguminivora glycinivorella
Lineage: Eukaryota; Metazoa; Arthropoda; Insecta; Lepidoptera; Tortricidae
Exons: 2
Coding region: 129-824 (231 amino acids)
Source: RefSeq, a predicted model, not a curated record
AAAGUUAACACAACACAUUUUAAUAACUUCUACACAAAACCCAAAAUGUUUCACAGUCUAUGGUUAAUUAGAAUAAAAUUUAUCGUUUUAAUUUAGAUUCUGCAUCAUAGCGGAAUUAAAUAAUUUAAAUGAUUUUACUGUGGAUUAUAUGCACAUUACAGUUCUAUGUGACAUGUCAUUACCCAAUCCACACUGACUUUGAAAAACUGGGCGAAAUAAAUAUAAACAAUAAAACACACAAAGUAUUACGGCCAAGGAUCCACAUAAUAAAACAUGAAACAAAACUUCUGGGUAGAAGAGAUAGGAAAACAUCUCCAAAACUUUAUCACCGUUGGAUAAGCUCUAAAAAAAGUAAUUCAAAUAUUCAUUCAAUACGAAGAAAUGAGUCUUCCAGACUAAAAGCAAUUCGUUUAAGACAGUCCGAAUUAAGAAAAAAAUAUAGUUCCAUAUACGGCACACAUGCACUAGUUCCAUAUUUGGCACAUAAUUUGCGGAAAAACUCAAAAACAGAAACUGCCAAAGAGAAAGGCACAGAAGGAAUAAUAGUGUUCAGUAUGUACUGUCCAUUUUUGGGACAGCUUCAGUUUGUUAGAAGGUACAACACUGUUUCGUAUGAGCCUAUGGAAUGGUGGCCAACACCUAAACCUCCUCCAACGACUAAACCCACGUCGACAACGACUAAACCCACGUCGACAACGACUAAACCCACGUCGACAACGAAUAAACCCACGUCGACAACGAAUAAACCCACGUCGACAACGACUAAACCCACGUCGAAAACGACUAAACCGACAACGACUAAAACCGCGAAAAAGGCUGGAUAAAGCAUUUCAAACAAUAAAAAAUCUAUAUCACGAAUAAUACAAUAGUUAUUUGUUUUACAAGGGGGCAAAGUUUAGCAAGGGGUUGAAAGAAAACGAAUUGUGAAAUUGUAGUGAAAGGUCGAUAGUCCCUUUGCCCACAUCACAAUUGAAUCCAUAUCCCACAGUCGACUUCUACGACACCCACAGUACGGGGAUGAAAUUGUAUACCUGUUACACAGGGAACCAAGGGUGAAUUAAUAAUUGAAAUACUACUUUCGUAUUUAUUAUUAAACUGGCUUUUGCCCGCGGCUUCGCUCGCGUCAGAAAGAAACAAAAAGUAGCCUAUGUCACUCUCCAUCCCUUCAACUAUCUCCCUUUAAAAAAUCACGUCAAAUCGUCGCUCCGUUUAGCCGUGAAAGACGGACAAACAAACAGACACACACUUUCCCAUUUGUAAUAUCAGUAUGGAUAUUAGUACUUAAUAGUAAGGGGAGGCUUUUCUCCAACAGUGGG